Molecule: messenger RNA, 588 nt
Organism: Penicillium angulare
Lineage: Eukaryota; Fungi; Ascomycota; Eurotiomycetes; Eurotiales; Aspergillaceae
Exons: 2
Coding region: 1-588 (195 amino acids)
Source: RefSeq, a predicted model, not a curated record
AUGGCAGCGUUUCGUCAGAGCCAAGCUGGUGCUCAAGGGGAAAGAGCGGGCGCCAGCGGGCCACUCUGGAGCACCGAGCUGUGGCCAGAAUACUGGCUCUGCGAACGGGUUUCAUCGUUUGCUGGUGUUGAAGUCGAUGUGAAUUCCAGGAGCAAAAAAAUCCCAGACGAGGGAUGGGCGCCCACGACAGUUAUGGGCUCGGUCAAAAACAAGCCUACGGUAGUCGUGGAAGUGGGGGUUACUGAAACGGAGGCCAAACUUCGAAGAGAUGCGACGAUGUGGACUGAUUCCACAGGGGGCCAGGCAAAUAUUGCUAUCACAAUCAAGAUCAACCAAGCCAAACCGCUUAUAAAAAUCGACAAAUGGGAGUGGAAUCCGGUUACAAGCACGCCAUAUGUGGUCCAGCACAUUGAACUCGCAGGAGGUAAUGGGACCUGCUCGGUUUCAGGCCCGUCUCUAUUGAUUCCCUUUGAAAAGCUUUUGCUAAGGGCCGCUAGCUACCCUCGGGAAUGGAGUAUCGUACUCGAUGUUGAAGCUUUGAAGACUUUGGCGAUUAACAUCUGGAUGAACCAACAGAUUGCUUAUUAG